GAAUGUACAAAUGAGGAGGUCGAUCGAGAACUAUUUGCAACGACUAGUCGACUGUAGUUCUAGACACAUUCUUUUCACUCCAGUAAUCAAGUCUUCUGAGCUUUCACUGUUCUCCUCUCAGUCAGAGUCUUGAAUUUGUUUUCUGCUUGUGUGUGAUGUCUAUUUUCUUCCAUGAUUUCUUCAUGCAAUGUACAUGUGUGAAAAUAUUUUUCAAAAUACAGUAGAUAUAGAUGUUCUACCGUAUACGCGUAGAAGUUUACAAGUGAACUGACUCUAGUUAGUAGUACAUGUACUGGGAUAAGCCAUGGAUAACAGACUGACAGUCAAGGUAAUUGCUGAUGCGUGUAAUGGUGAUACGUGACAUAUGCAACUCGUGAAGGACCUGGAACUGCCCUCUGGACUGGACAUCUACAAGUAUCUGCAUGACUGAUUGUACUGCAUAGCUGGUAAGCAACUGGCUGUUGUUCUGCAGACGUGCACAGUAGUAUAGAAGUAGCAGCACCUGCUGAGAAACUAAGUACUUGCUAGACGUGGGUUGGGUAGCAUCUCAUCGCUGGCAGUGACCCAGUGCUGUGUACAAGGCAGCACGUGUAAGCUGCUGUUAGCAUAAAGACCUGCAGGACUGCCCAACACCACAAUGGCCGUUGUCCUGUGGAAGUACUCAAACCCGUACGCAGCUCGUUCCGAGCAGCCAACGCGCCAGUUCACCUUCAAAGGACACCGAGUGGACAUUGCCCAGAACCUGGGCGUGAAAGUAGAUGCACAUCACAACACAUCGGAGAAGCUGUGGGACGGAUCGUUUCUGCUCGCCAGCUUCCUGGAGAGUGCAUACUUCCGGCCGGGAUUCUGGCAUGGGAAGCGGUGUGUUGAGCUCGGUUGUGGUACUGGGUUAGUGGGCAUUGUGGCGUGGCUGCACGGCGCACGAGUCGCGCUUACCGACCAAGAAGCGGCGCUGGAGAGAGCACGCCAGAACGUGACGGCCAACGUGGGCCGUGUGAGUGCGGCCGAUGACACACUCUCGCCGUCCAACAUCACCGUCGAGCCGUUGGACUGGUGCAAGGUGCAGACCAAGUGCGUCACUUCCUGUGAGGAGAAGAAGUAUGAUGUCAUCCUCGGCUCCGAAGUAGUUUAUCUUCCUGAGAUGUCAGUCCAUCUUCUUGCCACCAUAGAGAGACUUUCAAAACCCGGCACAGACAUUUUCAUUUGUUACAAAGAGCGUGGCCUUGGUGAGGAUAACUUCUGGAAGAUGUUGGCCGAGAAAGGAGUCACUGUUGAAACUAUGCCAUCCAAAUAUUUCCCAGAGGACUUCGCACAUUCUUCAUAUAGGAUUUUGAAGUUUCAACUUGCGAACACAUGCUGAGCAAGGCAGGAAAGAAGAUAAUUUGUUUGGAACCCUUGGCUUGGGUCGGUCAGGAGUUUGUUGUGUGGUGUGCCAUUACACCAGGUCACAUAGUCCUCUGCGUAAAAGCUCUCUCUCUCUCUCUGUCUCUGUCUCUCUCUCUCUCUCUCUCUGUCUCUCUCUCUCUCUCUCUGUCUCUCUCUGUCAGGAUUACUGGCAAAUUAACCCCCUCAACCCAAUAACUCAAUAGAAAUAGAUGGCCUCGAAAACGUUCAAGGAACGUACAUGUAAAUGACAAGUAGUUUUGCUCAUGGUUUGGAGUGCGCAACUUGCCCUAUUCAUUGCGUUAAUUACAUAGCUCUCUUCGCCCUAUUACUAGAGCAUCUCUGUUAAAUUAGGUAAUAGACCGCAAUCCAGUGAGGUGCGAUCAGAGUAAUUAUUUUUACACUUCCCAGUACAAACCAGAACUGGUUUCAAUCUGAAUUGAUUGCAUGUCCCAGGAAUGGAUAAACUGUCAGCACCCAAUCACA
This is a messenger RNA of Sycon ciliatum, 1869 nucleotides long. Its product is annotated as protein N-lysine methyltransferase METTL21A-like. The transcript has a single exon. Bases 638 to 1360 code for a protein of 240 amino acids. Lineage: Eukaryota; Metazoa; Porifera; Calcarea; Leucosolenida; Sycettidae. The record is from RefSeq and is a predicted model, not a curated record.